Molecule: messenger RNA, 2238 nt
Organism: Lactuca sativa (garden lettuce)
Lineage: Eukaryota; Viridiplantae; Streptophyta; Magnoliopsida; Asterales; Asteraceae
Product: serine/threonine-protein kinase STY46
Biological process (GO): protein phosphorylation
Molecular function (GO): ATP binding; protein serine/threonine kinase activity
Source: RefSeq, a predicted model, not a curated record
UCAACUCUUUCUCUCUCACACAUACACACCAUAAACACACAGUGACGACAACAUUCAGCAGGGCCCUUUCUCUUUCUCUCGCUCUCAAAAAGCCUGCCAUUUUUCCAAAAGUAUUUUCAAAACAGGUCUUUCUACCCCCUCACUACUCCAAAUUUACAAGCAUACCCCUCUCUUCUAGAUUCCUUCAAAGAUCCCCGGUCAACCUCUGUUUUCUCCGGCGACGAUGUUGCCGGACCAUUUUCUCUCUCGGAACUUGAUAUUGCUUGUAGAUAUGUAGUAAACAAUUAUACAUUGAAACAGGUAUAUAGAUACACACAUAUACAAUACAACAUAUAUAUACAUAUAGGUAUACGUACAGAACAGAACAGAGAUAGUGAUGGAUUUGGUUGAAGGAGUCGGUGAGAGUUCUUCGCCGCCUCGGAGUUUUGGAAGUUUUAGCGGUAAUGAAAUAGUGAAUGAUGUGUAUAAUCGGUUAGUGGAGAUUGGCAACGAAGAGGCUAUUAAUCAUCCUGAAUUUCGGGAUCAGUUGGAAGCUCACUUCAACCGGUUUCCUGCGAGUUAUGCUCUGGAUAUCAACUUGGAUAGGGUUGAAGAUGUGCUGCUACAUCAAAAGCUUCUUGUGUUGGCAAAGGAUCUUGUAAAUCGACCUGUCUUUCAUGUUCGUCUUUUAGAGAACUUUUGGACUAGAGCAGAUGUUGAUGACUGUGAGCAACAAGAAUUAACACCAACAGAUGCUAGUGACAGGGAUCAAGAGGUGGGUUUUGAACCUUGCUCUCAACUUGAGGACCUGAAUUUGGAGGUUGGAAAAAAUUCUGCUGAUAAGGAGGAGGAGAACCUAGGAGAGUCUUCCAGAAGAGUGGAUGUUCCAGAUAUGCCAAUUCAUGAAGUCAUAUUUUCUGCUAUCGACAAGCCUAAGCUCCUCAGUCAGCUUUCAGCUUUGCUUUCCGACAUAGAGCUCAACAUCCGUGAAGCACAUGUGUUUUCAACAAUAGAUGGCUAUUCUUUGGAUGUAUUUGUGGUAGAUGGAUGGCCUUUUCAGGAAUCAAUUGCUUUACACGAAGCCAUGGAGAAAGCAAUUUCUAGAAGCGAGGGUUCAUGGUCUGGUUCUUCUUCAGAUUCUAUAUCAGCUGUACAGAAAGCUUUAGCCACUGAAGCCCAUUUUGGAGAUGAUGCAGAAAUAGACAGAGCAUCAUUGAAGAUUGGAGAAAAGAUUGCAUCUGGAUCUUGUGGAGAUUUAUUCCAUGGAGAGUACCUUGGUGAGCAUGUUGCUGUCAAGAUUCUUAGAUCUGAACAUAUAAAUGAUGAAACAUUGGGGAAUGAAUUUGCUCAUGAAGUAGCCAUGCUCAGGGAGGUUCAGCAUGCCAAUGUUGUUGGUUUUAUUGGUGCAUGCAUGAAGAAACCUCCUUUGUGCAUAAUAACAGAAUACAUGCCUGGAGGGAGCCUUUAUGAGUACUUACAUAAAAACCAUAAGAUGUUGAAGCUUUCAGAGAUAGUGAAGUUUGCGAUAGAUGUCUGCAAAGGAAUGGAGUACUUGCACAGCAGCAACAUAAUUCAUAGGGAUCUCAAGACUGCAAAUUUGCUCAUGGACACUCAAAAUGUUGUGAAGGUGGCAGAUUUUGGGGUUGCCCGGUUUCUGAGUCAAGGGGGAGUUAUGACAGCGGAGACUGGAACAUACAGAUGGAUGGCUCCUGAGGUUAUAAAUCAUCAGCAAUAUGAUGAAAAGGCGGAUGUUUUCAGUUUUGCGAUUGUUUUAUGGGAGCUUGUGACAGGCAAGGUUCCUUAUGAGAAGAUGACACCAUUGCAAGCAGCCUUGGGAGUAAGACAGGGGGUUCGACCAGAUGUUCCGAGAGAUACACACCCAGAGCUGAAGGAGUUGAUGCAGAGAUGUUGGGACUUUGAUCCCCGUAACCGCCUUUCCUUCUCUCAAAUCCGACUUCAACUUGAAGGCUUACUCCUGGAAAUUCAGGAUGAAGCCAAAACACCAAAUGGCAUUGGCACCUAGACAUAAGACAUUUGAGUGAGUGGCUACUAAUUUGUAUAUAUGUGGGGGGUUAAUUAGAUCCAUCGUGUUUACAAUCCCACCAGCCUAUAAAUUAUAAACAACUUUACUCUAUACUCUAUACUCUAUAGGAGAGGAGAUGAAACUUAAUUACGUGACCCAAAAUUAGUAAUUAGUGUACAUAAAUAAUGUCAUCAUGUGUUUGUAUAAAAAAAGACCCAGUCAAGCUUUAAACGAGA